GCGCACAACGGCACGUCUAUCGCGCGGUUUUUAAAAAGGCUUCAAACUGAAUGGAAACGUCCGCAGAAGGUCGCAGGGUACGCGGUGCGGAUUUUGUGUCGGGAGGGGUCGCCCGAAACUGUUGCACGCGUUGUGAGAAGGAAAGGUUAGCACCACCGCCAGAUCAAAAUGAGCUACCCAACAACCAGAAGUGACCAUCACAGUGUCAGUAAAAGGCUGCAGACAGAAUUAAUGACUUUAAUGACGUCUGGUGACAAGGGCAUCUCAGCAUUCCCAGAUGGUGAUAACCUCUUCAGCUGGGUCGCCACCAUCUCUGGAGCCGCCAGCACGGUGUAUGAGGGCCUGGAGUUCAAGCUGCGGCUCGACUUCUCCAACAACUACCCGUUCUCGGCGCCGGUGGUUCGCUUCACGUCGCCCUGCUUCCACCCGAACGUCGACACGCAGGGCAACAUCUGCCUCGACAUCCUCAAGGAGAAGUGGUCGGCCUCCUACGACGUGCGCGCGCUGCUGCUCUCCAUACAGAGUCUGCUCGGAGAGCCGAACAACAACAGCCCGCUGAACGUGCAGGCGGCCGACAUGUGGAGCGACCCCACGCGCUUCCGCGAGAACGUGCUGGAGCGGUGUGCCAGCUGUGUGCGCCACCCGUGAGCCGCGACUGCCGCUCUAGGUACCAGUGGGCCAUCUCACC
Pollicipes pollicipes is the source of this 688-nucleotide messenger RNA. Its product is annotated as ubiquitin-conjugating enzyme E2 C-like. Lineage: Eukaryota; Metazoa; Arthropoda; Thecostraca; Pollicipedomorpha; Pollicipedidae. Bases 169 to 648 code for a protein of 159 amino acids. The transcript has 6 exons. The record is from RefSeq and is a predicted model, not a curated record.